Molecule: messenger RNA, 2226 nt
Organism: Oncorhynchus tshawytscha (Chinook salmon)
Lineage: Eukaryota; Metazoa; Chordata; Actinopteri; Salmoniformes; Salmonidae
Product: adenosine receptor A2b-like
Exons: 6
Coding region: 1360-2226 (288 amino acids)
Biological process (GO): adenylate cyclase-activating adrenergic receptor signaling pathway; G protein-coupled adenosine receptor signaling pathway
Cellular component (GO): membrane
Molecular function (GO): G protein-coupled adenosine receptor activity
Source: RefSeq, a predicted model, not a curated record
UAGUGAUGACCUGAGAGUACUACCUUGGCCAGAUAGUGACUUGCUGAGAGUAACUUGGCCAUAUAGUGAAGACCUGAGAGUACUACCUUGGCCAGAUAGUGAUGACCUGAGAGUACUACCUUGGCCAGAUAGUGACUUGCUGAGAGUAACUUGGCCAGAUAGUGAAGACCUGAGAGUACUACCUUGGCCAGAUAGUGACUUCCUGAGAGUAACUUGGCCAGAUAGUGACAUCCUGAGAGUAACUUGGCCAGAUAGGGAUGACCUGAGAGUACUACCUUGGCCAGAUAGUGACUUCCUGAGAGUAACUUGGCCAGAUAGUGACUACCUGAGAGUACUACCUUGGCCAGAUAGUGACGACCUGUGAGUAACUUAGCCAGAUAGUGACUUCCUGAGAGUAACUUGGACAGAUAUUGACUUCAUGAGAGUAACUUGGCCAGAUAGUGACUUCCUGAGAGUAACUUGGCCAGAUAGUGACUUCCUGAGAGUAACUUGGCCAGAUAGUGACGACCUGAGAGUACUCCCAUGGCAAGAUAGUGACUUCCUGAGAGUAACUUGGCCAGAUAGUGACGAUCUGAGAGUAGUCCCUAACUGUCUUCCUGUAUUCUAUGUAUGCUUCAUACUUCUUCUGUAUCACUAGUUAACAUUAAACAUGUCAUAACCUGUCUGCCUUGUUAAUUUAUUUUGUGAUGAUAUUGUAUGUGACCAGUUAUGUCCCAUUAAAGAGUGUUUUUAUUCUCUGGGGACAUAUAUACAGUAAAUAUAUAAAUAAGAAAUGAAUCAGCUAUCCCAAAAGUCUCUUUGUUCCUCCAACAUCCAUUGGACUGAGAGUUUGAUCUCUUACUCUUUCUCUCUGUCCCCCCCCCCUCUCAAUUCAAUUCUCUCUCUGUUCCCCCUUUGUCUCUCUGCCCCUUCCCUCUCUCUGCCCCUCUCCCCUCUCUCUCUCUCUCCUCAGUUCUCCCAGGUGCAGCAGGUGAUAGGGUUGUUAGGACUAUACAGAGGAAGUAGUCAUUGUGUUGGAGUGUGCUUUGUGAUUAAUCUCUAAUCACACACACACACACACACAGAGAGAGAGAAACAUACACCAGGGAUGUGGACAUACUGAUCCUCAAGUGAUAUCUGCUAGUUUCGAAUUAGUGUCCAGAAUUAGUUCCAUCCCGAGUGUUCUGCAGUCAUCUUUGAGAUCCAGUCUGAGUGUUCUAGAGUUGCCUUAGUGUUCUGAGUGUUCUAGAGUUGCCUUAGUGUUUUUGAGUGUUCUAGAAUGGUCUUCACCCCACACUGGAAAUACGGGAGGGGACUGGACAGUGCGCAGCUCCUGCCGUGACGACACCUCUAGGUGACUCAACAGGUAGUAUUAUCAGUAUGAACAUCAGUACCAGUGAUAGUUGUGAUGCAUUCCAACUCUCCAGUAGCCACGUCCACGUCCCCAGUAUUACUUGGCCCUACAUCGCCGCUGAGCUGCUCAUCGCUCUCCUCGCUAUCGCUGGGAAUUUCCUGGUCUGUCUGGCCGUGAACCGAAACCGGAAGCUACGCACCGUCACCAACUACUUCCUGGUGUCGCUUUCUGUGGCCGACAUCUUUGUGGGCGUGCUGGCGAUCCCGUGUGCCGUGUUGACCGACUUGGGCCAGCCGCGCCACAACCUGCCUCUGUGUCUGCUCCUCCUGAGCGUGCUCAUCGUGCUAACCCAGAGCUCCAUCCUCAGCCUGCUAGCGGUAGCCGCAGAGCGCUACGUGGCCAUCCUGCUGCCGCUCCAGUACCAGAGGAUCGUGAGCCCCAGGAACGCCCGGCUGGCCCUGAUCCUCACCUGGUGUCUGGCCCUACUCUCUGGUUCCAUCCCUCUGAUGGGCUGGCACGGAUCACUGCCACCUUCUGGGGCCUGUCUCUUCCCCUGUGUGGUCAAUUUGAGUUAUAUGGUCUACUUCAACUUCUUGGGCGGGGUGCUGGUUCCCCUGGUGGUCAUGUUUAUCAUCUACAGUCACAUCUUCCUCACGGUCCGACAGCAGCUCAGACGCAUCGCAGCCGGGAGGGGACCAGCCAGACCUGAUACCAGGGAUGGAGAGAUGGGACCAGCCAGACCUGAUACCAGGGAGGGAGAGAUGGGACCAGCCAGGUCUGAUACCAGGGAUGGAGAGAGGGGACCAGCCAGGUCUGAUACCAGGGAUGGAGAGAUGGGACCAGCCAGGUCUGAUACCAGGGAUGGAGAGAUGGGACCAGCCAGCCAGACCUGA